This is a messenger RNA of Vicia villosa (hairy vetch), 1713 nucleotides long. RefSeq lists its product as uncharacterized. The record is from RefSeq and is a predicted model, not a curated record. NCBI's taxonomy places the organism in Eukaryota, Viridiplantae, Streptophyta, Magnoliopsida, Fabales, Fabaceae. The transcript is spliced from 7 exons. Bases 1 to 1713 code for a protein of 570 amino acids.
AUGGAUAACAAUAACCCGCAUUUGGCUGGAAAGAAAGCAAGGGCACGACGAUCGCUUAUUAUGAAAGAAAAUCGUUCAAAACGUCAAAGACAGAAUUUAAACCAACAUGAUUCAAUCAAUGAUACAUUCUAUUCUCCUAAUUGCUUCACAAUGAGACAACCUUUGUCUGAAAUCACUACCUCGGCUCGGAAUCAGAAGACUAUCGUACAGAUUGUCGAAGAAGGGAGAGUAAUGAGAACAAAUUUAAUGCCUAAAUUUUCUACUGAAUGUACAACUGAGAAUGGUCAUCCAACUACAAUUGAGAAUUCCCAACAUGGGCUGAUUUUUUCAACCAACCAGUUCUAUGAUCCUGGAAGUUCUUCCAAGAAUCCCAUAAAUACGGAAAAGAAAAAAACUGUUCGUGGCAGGCCUAAGAAGCAGCUGGGAGUACCAAGUCUUGCCAUGAAUUUGAAUAGUAACCCCCCUAAAGAAGCUGUCAACAUAUCGGUAGCACAACAGCCAACGAGCAGUGUUAGCAGUAGAAAAAACAACCGUCGUCAACAAAUGCCAAUCAAACAGACACAUCAUGAGAGGGUUCGAGCAUCGCCUGUGUCACACACUAAAGGCAAAACACCUGAAAUAAAAGAACCAGCAUGUCCUGCUUUUACCCCUGCAGUCAACUUGGAUUUUAACAGCGACUCGGACGAAGAUAGCGAUUACGACCCUUUUGCAACUUAUUUAUCCGAUGAGGACUUCUGUUCCGAACCUGAAGAAAACGAGGCACCUUUUAUAAUUCACGACAACUACACCCGUUCUUCUGAAGCUUAUUACGACAUAGGGGACCCGCCCAUCGAAUGUCGUUAUUGUAAAUCCAUGAUGUGGUAUCAAGAACGGAUGAAUAAAAGUUCCCAUUCUGCUAAUCCAAAGUUUAUGAUGUGUUGUUGCAAUGGGAAAGUUGAAAUACCACUACUAAAACAACCUCCAGAAGUUCUUGCAAAAUUGAUGUUUGACCAUGAUAACGUAGUGAGCAGAAAGUUUCAACAACAUAUUAGAGUUUACAAUAUGAUGUUCGCCUUUACAUCGCCAGGUGCAAAGUUGGACAAUCGUUUUAACAAUGGAGGUGGACCACCAACUUUACGGAUACAAGGUCAAACAUGCCAUCGAAUUGGAAGUUUGUUACCUGCUCGAGGAGACACACCCAAAUUUGCUCAAUUAUAUAUUUAUGACACAGAAAAUGAGGUUCACAAUCGAAUGAAGUGUCUAAGGACUACCAAGAACAUUGAUCUAGAAGUUGUACAACAAUUAUCUACAAUGAUGUAUGAACACAAUACUCGUGCCAAGAGCUUUAAAAUGGCAAAACAAUGGUUCAACAAAGCGGAUACUCAAAACCUGAAGUUGAGACUCAUAGCUGACAGAUCCACGGAUGGAAGAGUGUAUAACCAACCGACGGUGUCUGAAGUUGCUGCCUUAGUUGUUGGUGAUAUUGACACAGCAGAAAUGAGGGAUAUAAUUAUGCAAUACCAAGGAGGCGGACUUAAGCGGAUCAACGAGCUCCAUGCAAGUUACAUGGCCUUCCAAUAUCCUUUGAUUUUUCCCUAUGGUGAGGAUGGUUAUAGACCAAAUAUUGCCCAUAGAGACUUGCCAAUCUAUCAGAAUAGCUUACGAAAUAGGCUGACAAUAAGGGAAUGGCUAUCAUAUCGCAUUCAAACAAGGUUAGCUGAACCUAGGACUUAG